AAAAUGUAUGUUUUAGACCAAGAAAAAAUAGGGAGAAAAUUAAGAAAGGGGCAAAAUUAAGUGUAAAUACAAUAGACAAUAAGUAAAUCUCUAAUCUAGCUAAUUUUUUAAAAUCUCCUUCUCAAUUGCAAAUCUAUACCUGGCUGAAAAAAAUGCAGAACGCCAGAAAAAGGAAGCUAAUUUCUUCCAAAAACAACAAACAACAUUCAGAAAUCACAAUUACGAAAAUCAAAUCAAAUAAAACCAAGAAAAACCCAAAAUUAGAUGCAAUUGAACCAUACCCAUCUCACCUAAGACCAACCCCAGAAGAUUGUUUAGCCAUUAGAGAUGAACUAUUGAAAUUUCAAGGAUUUCCUGAAGAAUUCGCCAAGUAUCGCGAGGAGAGAGAAAACCCAGAACCUAAUUCUUCAAAUUUGAUUAAUGGGUCAGUGAAAUCAGAGGUUUCAGCUGAGAAAUUAAGCGUUUUGGAUGGUUUAGUGAGCAUUGUUCUUUCCCAGAAUACUGCUGAUGUUAAUUCUCAAAAGGCUUUUGCUUCUCUUAAAGCUGCAUUUCCCACUUGGGAACUUGUUCUUGCUGCUGAACAAAAUUUGUUGGAGAAUGCCAUCAGAUGCGGAGGUUUAGCUCCAACUAAAGCUUCCUGCAUUAGAAACAUUCUGAGUUGCCUCAAGGAGAGGAGUGGGAAGUUAUGCUUGGAAUUCUUGCGGGAUUUGUCAAUAGACGAAAUCAAGUCCGAGCUCUCCUCUUUCAAAGGAAUUGGACCUAAAACUGUAGCUUGUGUUCUCAUGUUCCAUUUACAGCUAGAUGACUUUCCAGUUGACACACAUAUUUUGCAGAUAGCAACUACUCUUGGUUGGGUACCAGAAGGAGCUGAUGCGAAGAAGACGUAUCUUCACCUAAACCGUAGAAUUCCAAAUGAACUGAAAUUUGAUCUGAACUGCCUUCUAUUUACACAUGGUAAGAUGUGCAAUAGUUGCUCUACAAAAACCGUAAAACAUGAGAAGAAAGAAUCAGUCAAUAAGCCCUGUCCUUUACUAAACCACUGUAAGAAGUCUGAUUAGAGAUGCAUGUGUACAUUGCAACUUCCUUCAGUUAUAUCUCUAUGUCAUUCUAUCCCUGUUCACAUGGUCACAACAGCAGAGAACCUUGUAUAGGUCCCACCGUUUUGCUGGGUUAGUAAUCUUAGUAUAGGUGAAUGCAACUUAACUCCAAAUUAGUCGAGACUAGUAGAGAGGUUGCUUCUGAAACUAUUGACUUGGUUUACAAGAUUUGCAACAUGAUCUGUAAAGGUUCUAACUUCUAAGAGACUGUUAGCAUAGCAAACGGUUCUAUUAGAAUCAAAAUAUGGAGUAAGAAGGCUUGUUUUAUUAGAACCAUAGCAUAACAUUUUAUUGCUGAUCUUGCAAUAGCUUAUAAUGAUUAAUGAGACCAAAUUGGCUUUCUCUUUUUACUUUUCUUAUUGGAUAGCUGUAAGUCUCACAAGAAAUUAAUGUGAGACGAUCUCACCUAGGAGUUUAGUGAUAGUUUCGGAUGGGAGUACUUUUUAGCUAAGGAAGUGAGGUUGUGGGGGCAAUAUUGAUUGUUUCGGAUGGGAGUGCUGUAUAUAACAGAGUGCUUAGGGUCAUUUUCCGAUUAAUCAAUUCUGUGUGUAUCAAGCGAACUUAAACAUCAACCCAAUCGAAUCUCGUUUCAAAUUUCUUGACCUUUUCUAGUGCGAAUUUUUCUGUCUGCAGAAGUUAUAGGAAGAUCUUUUUGCUUUAUUGUGACCCAAGGGCUGGUAAGAAGAUGCUCCAAACAGCUUAAAAUAGGAGUCACACACAUCUUUUACCUGGGUUCAAAAAGUUGUGAAAAGGGAGAGCAACUAUAUUUUUCUCUCAUGGUUGUCCCUAGGAUAGAUAGAAAAGCACUUGUUGCACUUUAUGAAUGAUUGGAGCAUAUCUUUGUUUACAGAUAAAAAAAAAAAAAAACAUCUGAAUCAUAUCUAUAUGACUUAACUUCAUCACUUAGGGCCUGUUCUGUUCCGUUGAAAUUCAAUUCAGUUCAGUUCAACUCAGCUCUUA
Molecule: messenger RNA, 2057 nt
Organism: Chenopodium quinoa (quinoa)
Lineage: Eukaryota; Viridiplantae; Streptophyta; Magnoliopsida; Caryophyllales; Amaranthaceae
Product: putative DNA glycosylase At3g47830
Biological process (GO): base-excision repair
Molecular function (GO): catalytic activity
Source: RefSeq, a predicted model, not a curated record